Racocetra persica is the source of this 707-nucleotide messenger RNA. The record is from the annotation of a GenBank genome assembly. NCBI's taxonomy places the organism in Eukaryota, Fungi, Glomeromycota, Glomeromycetes, Diversisporales, Gigasporaceae.
CAUUCAUCGGUCUUUAUGAAAAUAAUGAAGAAGAGGUUAUGAAAGCAGCAUUAAAGUUAAAAGCAUUAGAUAUGGAUAGCAAUAGAUUAUUUAUAAUUUUUAUAGUAUUUCCGAGUAAGGAAGGAAAUUGUUUAGCAAGAAAAUUUAUUAGAAAGCUUGGGAGAAUUACCUCUGUUAUUUACACUCCAAUUACAUUAAAAAAAUUAAUUAAUCAAGUUAUUCAUCUGGAAAAAAACAUUGCUGUUGAUAAAAACAAUACCAAUCUACCGACCAUUGAAAGUAAUGAUGCAGAUAUUCUAAAGCGAGUAGUAGACUAUGAUCUUUAUAAGAUUGGAAAUGUGAAUCAAGAUAUAUAUAUGGACAUAACUGGAAGGGAUUUCGGGACAAAGUGUAUUUUAUGUGUGGAUAAUGAUUCUAUAAGUUUAGAGAGUACAUUGCAACAAAUUUCAAAACUUGGUUAUUCAACAAUCUCUGCAUCAAAUGGACAAGAGGCAGUUAGAUUGGUUGAUUCUGAAGCUAAAUUAUUAAGAUUUUCGUACUCGAGUUCAUCCAAUUCAGAAAUAAAUCAAAUAAAAUCUUGCAAAAUAUCGCUAAUUUUAACUGAAUGUAAUUUGCCAAUAAUGUCAGGGUUUGAUAUUUCACGAGCAAUUAGAGCAAUGAGGCCACCAAUUUCAAAUAUUCCGAUUAUUGUUCUAACUGCUUUAUCA